UCACUCCCCUCAUGUAUCAUACAUGUUCUUCGUGCAACGAACCCUACACACUUGUAAAACAUGCCUAUGUAACCAGCCAUCUUGUGAACGCUCAGCUCCAUGCAAACCAGGCGCGGGAGCAGACGGGCUCGGAAAACAUUCGCGAAACGGCUUAAAGAUCCCGAAAAAUCGCAACAUCACCACACGGCUGUUAUUUUAUUGCCUCGCACAGACGCCUUGGAGGGGGGGCAGCCAAAAGCCGUUGCGAAACGGCGACGUAUCUGCUUGCCCAUAACCAAGAUGGCCGCCGCGCUGUCAUCUCGGCUCCCGUAGCGCAGGCUUGUGCAAUGUGGGCACGGAAUCCCCAGGGCUGCCCGACGGCGCAUGCGCAACAGGAAACUCCAUGAUCUGGCUCUGGAGCCCAGGGAAGGAAAACAGCCACUGAGAAGAGAGAGGGCAGGGGGAGCUGGGAAAUCUACUAGCAAGCACAGGCCUGAGCCAGCUAAGUGCACAAGCUGACCACUUAUCUUCUCAGGUAAAAGGGACCCCCGGGUGCCCCUCACACAGGUUCCCUGGGCACUCGCUGGUCAAGCGUUGUCCUUAUGCAUCCAGACACAGAGCAGAAGACAAGAGCAACCCCCCACUGCCUGCCCAGAGGAGCCUAAGGAGGGGCAGCUGCUGCUGCAAGAACAACAACAACAACAACAUCCAAAAAACAAAACAAUAACAAGAAUGAAAGGGAAGCAAUAAAACAGGGGCAGGCUUUAUUGCUCUUUGUCUUUUCAUUUAUUUACCUUCCUGCCACAAAAGGCCUGCGAGGAAGGGGGCAGCUGCUGCUUGUGCUGGAGGGACAUCCCUGCCCUGGGAAGCCUGGCCUGUCAUCACUUCACUUGCCACCAACAAACUUCAUCUGCUGGAGACAAGAUGGAUCCCUAGCAAUCUCUGUAGAUAGAUCUCUCGGAGCUCCAAAGGAAUACUCAAGGAGACAGUGAUUACCAACCAACUCUGCCUCUUCCCACCACGGGAACCUGACACGCUGUGACUACACCAUGUUGGGCCGUGAGGAUCGCACACAGACCUAACGCCUAUACUGUGCCGCGAUGAGCAGGUACAAGAAAGAAGAGAGAACAAAAUGAAUGGCGGCAGUGAAAGUGGAGGAGGAGAUAACUAUGGAGGGGUCCCAGUGGUCCAGGUGCCUAUUGGCUGGCAAAGGAGGGUGGAGCCAGGCACCGUGCUUUACAUAAGUCCAAGUGGUACAGUUCUUACCUCUAUGGAUCAGUUGAAGACCUACCUAGUAACGGAUGGGACCUGUAAGUGUGGGUUGGAGUGUCCCCUUAACAUCUACAAGGUUUUUAACUUUGAUCCUAGAGCAGUGGUGAAGAGGCGCAGCGCAGAAGACGUAAAAGCUGAAGAGGACAUGACCAAACUCUGCAAUCAUCGUAGGAAAAUUGUGGCCCUUGCUACUUUGUACAAGAGCAUUGAAAGUACUCCCCUUGCACUACAAAAUCAAGCUGCUGGAUGUGGCCCAAGUCAAAACUUUCAUUCAACAUCCACCAGCCCAAAGAUGGGACAACACCUCUGUUCUCUCGAUCCUGACAUGUUCACCAAACUAAUGAUGGAGAAGGCCCAUAGCAUGCCUGCUCACCAUUCUGAGAAUUCCUUGGAUCACAAAUCGGAUACUUUAACUCCCAAUCCUGGAGAAAGGUACUCUGGCUUACGAUCCACCCAGCGCCCUGUUGUGCCUAGGCAGCAUGGGGCGUCUCUUGGUGAGUCCUAUGCCUUAAGAAACUGUCCACCGGUGCCAUCAAAUGGUAACUAUGAGUUGUUUUCAAGGACUCCCCAAGCCAUAUCUAAUGAGCUGUGUUCCAGUUUUACGCAAGUAAAGUCUUCCCAACACCGGCCUUCCUAUCCCUCGUGUAGUCAAGAACUUUCAGGCCUCUCCCCAAAACCAAUAGCUCUUAAUGCUUGUAGCUUUGUGCCAGGUGGCACAUUUUCAAGGACGCUGGAUGAGUCUCCUCAGGUCUCUCGACGGCCUUUUGUCUUUCCUGAGAAAGAUCCGCUCGGCAUCUUGGAUUCCCACAGCUGUAGGCCACCUAGUCCAAAGCACCAUGUAUUAAACUCGCCUCCAUUAAUUCAGUCUCAGGUUCCCUUAUUGAAUAUACACCCUACUCCUGAGCACAACACAAGCAACACAACCUCCCUUUCACUGCCUCCUCCUCCAUUUUCACCCUUCACUCGUAGUGGAGUGUUGACAUCUCCUUCUACAACUAGGUCUUCAAUAUCCUCUAUUUCUUCCCCAGCUGGCAGCGUGGAGCCAUCCCCUCAACGUUCCCGCCACUCCUCUGCCUCCUCCGAGCACUUUCCUGCCCCCACAAGGUCAAGUUCUAGAUCUCCCAGGCCCAUUAGCCCUCCCAAGCGCUCUGUGCCCCACAGUCCAAAAGCAAUACUUGAAGGCCUCCCUCUUUUUGGGCAGGCCCAACUGGGAUCUUCUUCAAAUACCAGCCAUGCCUUAACCCACCAAAGCAAUAAAUCAGCACCACCGGUGUCUUUGGGAGCAGCGCAAGGCUUACUGGGCUUUCCUCUCGGGUGCAUAUUGGGCCAGCAAAGCAAUGCUUCCUUCCCAGCCAGCAGCCUCCUUACAGCAGCUGCUAAGGCCCAAAUGGCAAAUCAAACCAAACCUGAAGCCGCAGCCCCUAGCACUUUACCCAGCCGAUUGCUGAAUCCCAAUACGUUGCUUUCUACAUCUGUCUCACAGGAAGGUCGGUCUCUUCCCAGCAGGACUCAUUCCCAGAGAAGGGAUGUAAUGGUGAAGCGGAAAAGACAAAAGAAUUCUCCAGGCCCUGAUGCCAGUCCACAGGAUACUAGUAAGGUUCUCCAAACCCCUAGUAGUCCUAGUGGACACACUCGAUUAAAUUCCUAUGUAUCAAAGUUAGCAGGAAUUGGGGGACAGCUUGAUGAAGACAUGGGAAAAUCCAAAGUUCUUAAUACACAGUCAAUUUAUGGUCAGACUCCCUCUUCCCUUCAAUAUUUUCGUACAUCUGUAGAGGAGCCCCUAAGCCAAAGCAAAAAUCCAAGCAUGUCUCCAGCUUCUCAAGAUAUCAGCAACCAUCUUCUUGGCCUUGUAGGGCAACUAGUCCAGACUGCUACAGAACAGAACUCGGGGACUCCUUUACCACUGAAGUUACCCUCAACACCCACUGGGGCAAAUCCACCUUCAUCUUCUGGCCGACCCAACCAGUCUCCAGUACCAAAAUCUUCUCCAGCCCCGAGCCUGGCACAAAGUGGUAUCACAGAAGGCAACAGUGAGCUGCCCUGUUCUCUGCCUUCUGCUGGGGAAAGCUUCUCCUUCUUGGGCCAGGAACAAAUGUUGCCAUUCUCUGUCACACCUGCGCUUUUAAACCUAGCCAUGCUGGGCUCAUUGCCACUAUCCUUCAGCUUGAACCAGCAACAACAGCUGCUCAACCAAGGUUUAGUCAAUUUACUUUCCUCCUAUUUAUUGGGAGGUGCAGAUCUUGGCCUAUUGGGACUCCAGAAUCCUCCAUUGACGUUACCUUCUAUGGGUGAUCCAGAAACCAGUGCAUUGCAAGCUUUGCUGAUGGCAUCUCUUCUACAUAAUCCUCUUUUACCACUGGGAGGACUUGGACUACCACAGCUCGAUAUUCCACCUCACAAUCAACAACACAAUAGCCUUCUGUCCUCUCUCGCACCUUUGCUGGAUGCUCUGCCCUCUUCACAGACUGACACAACUGAGAAACCUGAGACACACCUGACCUUGCCUGAGACUUUCUCUGAAAACUCACUCCAACCACUGCUCUUCCCUCCUGUCUCUGCCUCUCCAGCCCUCAUGGCCCUGAAUUCCGCACUACUGGCUGCCAGUUUAGGAACUGUUGACUCCUCUGCCUGCCCAGGACAGAGUUGCAUCAAUACCUCCUGUUCCGGGUCAGCCUCUGUUACUACAACCACUAAUUCAUCUGCCUUAUCAGAAGGGAAGAUCCCUCCGUCCGAGCCACAUAGCCCUUUCCAGCUCCAGUCAACACAGGCAUCGGUGCCUGGAAGACUUAACACGCUAAUGCCCCCUCUGCUCAACCCUCUGCUCACUGCUGGUUUGUUGGGUGAAAUGGCAGCGCUGAACUCAAAUCCUGGUGCCCAGUUGGGAAGUCUUCAGUCUUUUUUGGGAGCUCAGGCUCUGCUGCAAAACCAACAGACAUUUUUACCAUCUCUCCCCGGAGCUCUGGGAAUGCAGCUCUUCCAGGGACAGUCACUUUUGCAAGGGCAACGGAGCAAUGCUCAGAAUCACUCAACGUCGGAGAAAGAAGUCAACACUUUGUUUCAGCCAGAGUCCUGCAUUAUACCCACAUCUCAACCCUCAUCUAUCUCUCAACAGCCAUCUGACUCCAAUUUCCCUUCUCAGAGAUCUCAUAUGACUAACAGGUCUCAGACUUUGUCGCUGUCCUCAAUGCGACCUGGUUCAUUUGUCUCCAACACCUCAAGUGCCUUUGAAACUGGACUCAUUUCCAAAGGCUCCCCAUUUCAGGGACCAGUCCGGACUGACCUUCCUCCAGACACACCUUCUGAUCCCCCAAGAACAGAUACAUUAACCCAGUCAUUGGAUCCUUCCUCCUCUGAGACAGAACCAGAAGCAUCUCCACUGAAAAGGUGUAGGAUGCUUACUGAUGCUGUCCUUCCCUCUGAAGUCCCUAAUGGAGCUUCCCCAAACCUCCCAUGGAUAAGUUCUCCUCAUCCACCCAAUAUGUUAAACCUUGCUGAAAGAGAACUCUCCAAGGGUAAUGAGCGAGGCUAUAGGUUUAAUGGUCGCUCCCGAGGAGAGAGGUCUUAUGGUCGUCGGCCACGUGGUGAAAGGCUCUCCAGUUCACGGCACUCAUACUGGAGGUACAAUGGAGAGGAAAACACACAGAAUGAUGGAGAAGAAGCCGGUCACAGCCAGGAUCCGACCCAGCCUGUGCUGGGAAUCUCUCCAUUUUCUCACCAUUGGCAGGAAGAGGGAGGACAGCCCGGGGAGCAGGAGGUGGAUGUGCCACCCCAGCUGCUGAAACGCUCCCGUCGAGGCAGAAGAAGAGGGCAAAAUUCACAGAGGAUGAAUUCUCGCCUAGAAGAUGUUCCUGCAAAGUGGUCAAGUGUGGAUCCCGCUAAUGGUCUAAAUGCUGAGCGUCCCAUUGUCCGGCAAAACAGGCCUGGCCGUCCUGCCAAGAACAGAAGACGGAGGAUGAUUUAGCAUGUUUUAGCCAUUUUUAUUACAAUAACAUAUUCGGCAGACCUGUAUCUGCUGCUGUCACCUCAAAGGCACUUCCCAUAUCCUCAGACAACCUUACAUUUUAGACUGCAUACAGCUAGCUAGAGAUAAAAUGUAUAUUUGUUCUUUCCUGUAAAAGGAACAAACCAUAAUGGUCAUCCUUUUUUACACACUGCACUGGUUAUGAACCUUCCCGCCCGUUGUCUGUUCUCCAUGGUGGCUUUAACUCUGUACCCCUUAGGUGUGGUAAGGGAGCUUUGGAUCUCUGAGAACCUCCUAUGGUAUAUAUCAAGAAUUAAUAAGAAAAGUCUGAAAUAUAUUUAUCCACCGACAUAUGUACUUUCUGUACAUAUAUACUUUCUCUUGUAUCACAUAUCACUGCUGAUUAAUAGGUUGUCAUGGUCAUCUCAUGCUGACUCGUAUAUAAAGAGUUGCCUCAUGGACUUCAAAGUGCAAAAUAGCCUCUGGAGAAUCAGAACAACCAGUAGCUUGGCAAUAUACAGACUGCAUCUCCCAGCAUGCUUUGUUAUCUCUGUAGAUUAAAGAAGCAUGCUGGGCUCUGCAGCAAGCUGACUGGCUACAUUCACCUAUUCCUUAUCACUAGAUUGAGCCAUAGUGUUCCAAUGGGCUCUCAAAAGCACAAACUACAUGUAUUUCCGUGCUCUUUGCCAUCCAUGACACUAUUUUAAUUUAAUUUAUUUUCUGCUUUAUGUAUGUUCUCCCUGCUCUUCUGCAACUUGUUACAAAUGGAUGUCAAUUGUACUGCUGUCAUUGUUUAUCUCUGGCUUGUUCAACUGCUAUGCAGUGGCCACAUCACAACAUUUAAGCAGCCCUUUUAAAUAGAUGCUCAUAUGUGUAGAGUUUUUAGUGAUAGUACACAACUGUUUUAUUUAAUUAUCCUUCAUCAAAUCACUUUUUAGUAAGAGCUGUUUUAUUAUCCUAAUAUUUUAUGGCCAAAAUAAUUCUGCGGGGUAUCAGCAUUUUGUUGAUUGCAAUAUUUAAUUGAUAUUUUAAUGAAUCACAGAGUGUAUUCAGGCAAAUUGGCUUUUAAUCUUAUGCCCACACACACUUUACCUAAUCCUUUUACUAUUGUCAUAUAAUUGUACCUAAAUAUUUAAAGAUAAUAUGGCCAGUGUGCCCCCUCCUUUUGAUUACUUUGGAUCAUUUGCCCAGAGUGACUUAAGAAUAAUAAGCUUUGAUCAUUUUUAGUGUUUCUCCUUGCAGCUUUGGAUUGCUCUUGCUUCUAAUUAAGUCAUUCCUUGAAAGACGUGUAAGCUGUGUUCUGACAGAUGUUUCUGUAGUGCUGGAUGUACAGGGAGGAAAUCGCCAAAAACAGAACACAAGUCCAGAGUUCAUUUUAUUCAGGUUCUUGUAUAGUAACAAGCCAACAUAUUUUGGAGGUUCAGAUGGUCUCCUUCAUCAGGACUUGGUAUUGUUGAACAAAGUGUGUACUGGACUGAUAAAAUUGGAGGGAACCUUGAGUGUUUUGUCCAGAUAAGUGCAGCAUGUUGGAUUUUUAUGACAUAAGAGUCUGAGUAAAAUGAAAUCUGGAUUUUAUACACACUGCUUUUGGUGCUUUCUUCCUUGAAUACCCAGUCCCUCCUCAAACAAAAAACAAUCUUCUGCCACCACUCCUGGAAAAGCUGCCUUGGUAUAUCGUUUAUACUGCUUAAGAUUUUAUUAAAAACAACUUCACUUUUAAGGUAUUUAGCUCCCCACACCUUACUUCCUGAGAUGUUUCCACAGACAUUUGUAGAAUAAUGCUCCUCCAGUUUCUGCUGUGUUAAAGUGGAUCUUCACUGCAUCUGAGCAUCACAAACCAAAAACACAAUUUUUAAUAGUCAAAGCAAACUCCCCAU
Molecule: messenger RNA, 7089 nt
Organism: Rana temporaria (common frog)
Lineage: Eukaryota; Metazoa; Chordata; Amphibia; Anura; Ranidae
Gene: MBD6
Product: methyl-CpG binding domain protein 6
Exons: 13
Coding region: 1112-5212 (1366 amino acids)
Molecular function (GO): DNA binding
Source: RefSeq, a predicted model, not a curated record